This is a messenger RNA of Xenopus laevis (African clawed frog), 1676 nucleotides long. It is a transcript of the gene polr3h.L, whose product is annotated as polymerase (RNA) III (DNA directed) polypeptide H (22.9kD) L homeolog. Lineage: Eukaryota; Metazoa; Chordata; Amphibia; Anura; Pipidae. Gene Ontology annotation, cellular component: DNA-directed RNA polymerase complex; RNA polymerase III complex; nucleus. The coding region runs from base 431 to 1051 and encodes 206 amino acids. The record is from RefSeq and is a predicted model, not a curated record. Gene Ontology annotation, biological process: DNA-templated transcription; DNA-templated transcription initiation; transcription initiation at RNA polymerase III promoter. Gene Ontology annotation, molecular function: DNA-directed RNA polymerase activity; DNA binding. The transcript has 7 exons.
CGUCACUGUCUGUCGCCGCGACGUUAGGUGGCCCGGAACCCGGAAAACUUCUUAGGCAUUUUUUUUCCUGGCCGGGCCCCUAGAGCUAGGCUGGCCCUAGGCAAGUACCUAGGGCGCCUAUAUAUUUGUCUUUAUUGGUCUGACAAAAGACGUUUAGACAAAGGCUACAUCGUUUAACCAGCGGUUUAUUGUAGUCUGACACGGACGUAUUAUUUCUCAUUGUUACGCCCCCAAUGCGUCUGUCGCGUCACUGAGCGUCUAGUCUCGUUGUCGCGAGAUGAGACUUGUGACGUCUACAUGAGGAAGCCGGCUGGAGUCAAGGACCUGCACGUUUAGAUGGUGUUGUAUACAGCGAGCCGGAACUGCGGACUUUAGGAAAGCGGGACUAUUGGGCCGUAUGGAUUAGGCGAGUGACUGUGCUGUUGGCAAAAUGUUUGUUCUAGCAGAGAUGGUGGAUACAGUCCGUACGAAUCCCUGGCAAUUCGAGAGGAAGUUGAAUGACUCCAUAGCAGAAGAGCUCAAUAAGAAACUAGCAAACAAGGUUGUAUAUAACGUGGGUCUCUGCAUCUGCCUUUUUGACAUUACAAAGCUGGAUGAUUCUUAUAUGUUUCCUGGUGAUGGAGCAUCACAUACAAAAGUGCAGUUCCGGUAUGUCGUGUUUCGUCCUUUCCUGGAUGAGAUCCUCAUGGGGAAGAUCAAAGGUUGUAGCCCAGAAGGUGUUCAUGUUUCUCUAGGCUUCUUUGAUGAUAUUGUUAUACCUCCGGAGUCCUUGCAGCAGCCAGCAAAAUUUGAUGAGGCUGAACAGGUAUGGGUGUGGGAGUAUGAGACGGAGGAGGGUGCUCAUGACCUGUACAUGGAUGUAGGUGAGAAUAUCCGAUUCCGCGUGGUGGACGAGACCUUCAUAGACACAUCUCCAACUGGACCCAGCUCAGCAGAAGCCUCCUCAUCAACGACUGCAGAGGAAACUCCUCGCAAAGAGGCACCCUACACAUUAGUGGGGUCUAUAAGUGAGCCAGGGUUGGGCUUGCUAUCGUGGUGGAGCAACAACUGAUUCCAUGGAGCUGCGUUGCUAUACAACAUGGUCAGAUCCUUAUUGCUGGGGCAGGAGUCCAUGCCAGUGAGGAAUACACAGAGCAUUGGCAAUGAAAAUGGGAGUAUGUUACAGAGACAUGUACUUUCUAAGGAAGCAAUAGAUUUAAUAUCUUCAAUGAGUCUGCACUAGAUUGUUGAAAAAAAGAGCUUUUGGUAUCUAUAUUGUUUGUCAUUUAAAUCAUACUUUCAGUUGACUUAAAUCCCAUUUGGAUAUUGAAAAUGGGAACCCCAGAGUACAAAGCCACAUCUUUGCUGUCAGGAGAGCUUUAAUAAUUUUUUUUUUUUUUUUUUUUUUUAAACAAGUAGUUCCACAUAAUUCUGAUUAAAUCUGUUUGGUGAUGUGCAGAAAUUUCAGUCAAACAGUAACCAUGGCAGCGUGCUAUGGAGCAACUACUGUAAAUGGAAGCAAUUAUCACAACAGUUUCAUAACACGGGGCAGAUAAAGACAUUGACUGGAUCUAUGUACAAGAAGAGUAGAAUGACUAUUUGUCACAUUUCAAGUCCUUGCUUAAAGACAGCUUUAAAUGGUUUGAUAAGAAUGGAAAUAAGAGAAACUGAACAGAAAUGAAGCAGAUUUACAGCUA